AUGGUAAGGAUCAAUAACUCUAAUGUGCGAAGAGUACUUUUGGACCAGGGAAGUUCUGCGGACAUUAUUUACGGCGAUGCUUUCGAGCAAUUGGGACUAAAAUAUAAAGAUCUGAUGCCAUACACUAGGACUCUGGUAGGUUUCUCAGCAGAGCAGGUUUGGGUGCGUGGCUACUUGGAUUUAGACACGAUCUUUGGAAUAGACGAGAACGCCAAGCUUUUGCGUGUAAGGUAUCUGGUAUUGCAGGUUGUGGCGUCAUACAAUGUCAUCAUCGAGCGGAACACUCUGAACCGCCUCUUGGGCAACCCAUAUGGCCAUUGGGACCCCAACAACUGUUAG
Molecule: messenger RNA, 339 nt
Organism: Lotus japonicus
Lineage: Eukaryota; Viridiplantae; Streptophyta; Magnoliopsida; Fabales; Fabaceae
Exons: 1
Coding region: 1-339 (112 amino acids)
Source: RefSeq, a predicted model, not a curated record